This is a messenger RNA of Amoebophrya sp. A25, 4114 nucleotides long. The record is from the annotation of a GenBank genome assembly. NCBI's taxonomy places the organism in Eukaryota, Dinophyceae, Syndiniales, Amoebophryaceae.
AUGUCCUCUGGUGGUGGUAUGAAUCUGAACGCGAACUCUUUAGCCGACGAGGUGCAAAAUUACUUAUCCUCCGACUUUAAGCAGUACAACAAUCCUAAACAGUACAACAGCCAACAUGGUGGCCAUCAUCCAUCUAGUAGUAGCACUGGUGGAGGAGCGACGCCAUCAGGAUUCCACAAUGAUAUGGCGAACAGUAGUCUAGGGUACCAUUUGCAGCAGAGACACGCAGCUGGCAGGUCACAACAGGGGUUUCAUCAGGCUCCAGGAGGAGGACAACAGCACAAUGGACAUGGGGGAGGAAACGCAGCUUCUAUGCACCAGCUAAACCACACGACAGGAGGAUCAUCAGGUGCGAUGAUGCGGUCGCAUUCCUACAGUACCACAUCUAAUACUGGUACAGGAGGACCCCACGGACACCAUCCCAGUAACAUUAAUAUGGCAGGCGGACCACCAGGUAGUGGGGGAGGUAUGCCUAUGAGUGGGGGUCUAGGAAAUGUUGGCCCCACUUCAUCCUCUAGCACAACUAAUGGUGCCUUCAAUAUGCUACCACACCACCAAACUCUAGGCGGGUUCCAGAACCCUGCAGGUCCCCACGUCGUCAGCAACGGCCUCUAUGGCUCACAUAGCAGCACCGCCUUCAACAUCGACACCUUUCAGCAUAGUAAUCACAACCACAUGAACCUUGCUGGUAGUUGGAGCAUGAACAACACUGGUCCUGGUGGAGCUGGCACAAUAAACGGAAUGCACGGAGGACCUUCCUUGGGAGAUCAGCAAGACUUCAAAGAUCGAUUACGACUACUGAAAAAUCGAGUGCGUCAUGACCAUAGAGGAAUGUUGCGAUCAGAAGGAUCAAUGCAGCCGAGUACGUCAUCGAUGCACAAUUUAGAUCAACGGUAAAGCCAUUUUUUUACGUCACUAAGCACAUACUCACACGUACUUAUUGUUACUUCUUCUUGACAAAUAAGUGAGCUCCUCAUUCAUCUCGUUCUCAAAUCAUUUUUGUAUAAUAUAGCACGCAUGGAGUGCAUGGAGUAGCAUGGAGUGCAUGGAGCGCAGAGCUUUAAGGGGCGCAAGAAGCUCCCCCUUUCAUGCUACUCCAUGUGGUCCAUGCACUCCAUGCCAUGCGAGCUGUGAAACCUUUUAAAUUGCUCUGGUAUAUGUCAAUGAUCCAGGUCUGUAAUGUCCGCGGGCGAAGCGAUUCCUUGGGGUCUGGGUGUCAUCUCCCUUAGCAAGGUCGACCACAACUUCAGCAAUAGCAUCGCUUCCUCGCUCCAACAACAUCGAAGUGGCGGCACUCGUCGCGCUCUCGCACGUAGUCGAUCAACUGCGAGUGAUACGGGAGUUGGGACCUCUUGCGCAGGAAGCGCCAGUGGAGCUGGUGUCGGGUCAAAAAGGAGUGGAUUGGAUGUGACGCAUCGGCGCUGGCCACGAGCAAACGCAGGAGUUGUAGCGUCGUAGAGGAGGGAGAUCACUCGAACGAUGAAGAUUCAAAUCAUUUGCGCAGCACCAGCAGCUGCAACGGAUUAAGGAGCAAUAUCAUGAAUGUCAUUCUUACACUUGUUAUCUAUUCCUUGUAAUACUAACCACGAAGAUGCAUCUGCAUCAAUCUCCUGGUUCCAUCAAUCCAUCGAUUCUAAGUAGAUUCACAUUGUAGUUUAUAGUAAAUCAAGACACACUCGCACGUCGCAUUAUGCGAAAGCUAUCUCGCUCAACCAUUUGAACAGAAAAACAUCACAACAUGAUAAGCCAUAUGUUGAUUGCAUAGAAGAACUACAUCGUGUUGUUAGUAGCUAUUUUUGAAUAGAUAUACAUAGAAGAAAUAUUAACCAUAAGUAGAAAAAUCUUGUCCUAGUCCAUCUACUAGGUGACGAAUUGUCAUUAUCGUACUACUGUAAAAUUAUCAAAUCAAAAUUUUGGUGAGAACCUGUCCACCUCAAAGUUUGUACCAUGUAAUAUUGCAUCAACAUCGUGUAUUUGCAUCAAUGAAGAAGUCACUCAUUCACAACUGUGAAGCUGUGAGAGCCGUUUUUCAUUUAUUAUCAGGGGAACACGUUAUCGUUAUCUAUCCAGAAGAUCAUUAUCACCAUCGUCCACAAGCAGUCCUCGUGUUGUUGUAAUUACAAACCAUUCAUUCAAUUCGACGACUUACGAGUCUAUGCCACCUAAUAUGAUCGUAAGAUGAAUUUACCAGAAGUAUUGAAACUGAAGCUGAUCCUCUUUCGAAUCAAGUAAUCUUAACCAGCAUGUUGACACCAGUGUUACUCUUAGACCUAGAUGAAUUUUAGCAAAGGAUUAUGUUUAUGACCUGUUAGUAUGUUACGUGAACAGAAACCUGUUGUUAUAUCCAUUGUAGAAAUAUUCGAGUUAAGUAGAAGUUAGUCGUUAUGAUGAUUCAAAUUUACGCGCCGGUAGAAAAAACUUCCUAGCAAUAGCAUUAGCAGUGCUUGUUAAUCGUGAACAUUUUGAAAAAGAUGUCCCUUCAUGUUCAUCCUCGUAUUGAAGUAGUACUUGAUGUGCAUACAUAUGUGAUCGUUGACUUCAAAUUGAUAUUUCUUAUUGUUGCCCAUCCAUCACAUCCUCGUAUUCAAAUUUGUAGCUAUUUACCAUUUCAUAAUCUUGUCUUCUGAACUCGUACACCUACCCUCAGCUCGACGGAAGCUCGUCGAGCUUAAGUAGUUGAUGAUCACAUAUUUUUAUUAAUAAUGUCAUGCGUGGAUCGAUAAACAAUUUAUCUGUCACUCAAGCAUGUCUAAGCUUGUCAUAGCCACACACAAGUAGAGCCUUUCAUUCCACCAAAACUUGUAGCACAGACUCUUUCGUCAACUCAUCAAUAGCUCCGUCCUGUUCAUGAUCUGACUGUAGCAAACUAACUACAUCUAAGUACCUGUACUAUACAACAAGGAUAUAAGUCGACACAGAAAUUGCAUACCGCUAUCCUGAUCUACUCCUGCAUAGAGGAAGGAACUGCAUAGAAAUUAUGAUCAUAUUCAGACCAAGCAGCAGUAAGCAGGAUCAUGUAUCCAGGUAUCUGCUUCUCUUCCUCGGUAUAUCAUUCCAUAUUUAUGUCGUGCCACUCUGUAGAUGAAGUUGCGAUUUCAUAAUCAUGAAAUUUAGUAGAGUAUGUUCCUCGAUCAGACAUGGUAAGAAUAGUAGUGCAUAGCCGAAGAAAUUGGAUCAACAAGGCACGACCCAGUCGUGCAAGAGGAGCUGCACUGAUCAUGACGCCGGGCCGAAUUACAUCUCGGAUUCAUUGCCUGCCAUUGCGCCAUAGGGGCUGUCGCGAAGCAGCGUGCCCGCCUCUUGGAAGAUGUCUUAAGACAACCCCAUAAAGUAGACAGACUCUGCAUCGACCUGUUAAAUCUCGAUCUUCUUGUUCACUUCUAAAUCAUGGAUGAAGAGGGCGCACUCUAGUGCACAGAAGCGUCGUCAUACGACGAUCCAAAAAUAUUCAUUGAAUAGCAAUUGGUAUUUCAAUAAUCAUCUUUUCCGACGAGAGUAAGAAGUAGAAUUUACAAGGAAGAAAUGCCAUCAGAAACACUCUUAAUCGAGCAAGCUGUAAGGUAACAGUAACCUAUGAGAACUCACAAGCAGAGAAACUCUACUAUGAACCAUUAUUCACUAGGUGCCAGUUACGUGAUGCGCUUAAGCUUAGUUCCCAUUGAUUAUAGUUUCUCCCUUGUGACUGAAAACCUUCCUUGCCCUAGACAAUGUAAGCUAUCUUUGAAAUUUCUAUCACUUCCCUUAUUGGACGACAAGUUCGACACGACCCUUCUAGGAUCUACUAGCAUAAGACCGUCGUGUUCAUUCUGCUAGGUAUUCAGACACAGACGCUUUGAUCAGGAGUAAUUUGAGCAUUCCCGUACUACCACCUGCACCGUCUAAGAUGUUUAUAGAAAUGUAUGAAAGCAUGACCAUCUAGAAAUUUUAUACAGCUAAGAAACUGCAAGUGCAACAAGACACAGAUAAUCAAUUAUAGCAAGAACAAAAUGCAUUUCUAGCCUUUCAACUUUCUUUUGUGUUCCUAGUAAAAAUCCUACGUCCAGCUCCAUGUUCAGCUGCACGACUAUUGGCACUAACGCUUUGUUUUUCUUCCAGAGUGAGAACUAAUGAGCCU